Thunnus maccoyii (southern bluefin tuna) is the source of this 2282-nucleotide messenger RNA. It is a transcript of the gene slc26a6.1, whose product is annotated as solute carrier family 26 member 6. NCBI's taxonomy places the organism in Eukaryota, Metazoa, Chordata, Actinopteri, Scombriformes, Scombridae. The record is from RefSeq and is a predicted model, not a curated record. Gene Ontology annotation, cellular component: membrane. Bases 9 to 2048 code for a protein of 679 amino acids. The transcript has 18 exons. Gene Ontology annotation, molecular function: oxalate transmembrane transporter activity; secondary active sulfate transmembrane transporter activity; bicarbonate transmembrane transporter activity. Gene Ontology annotation, biological process: transmembrane transport.
GAUUUUAGAUGGACACCAUUGACCGAAAUGGCCUUCCUCACUACAGGCAGUCUUAUCUUGCUGUCUCCUUGGACGAAGCACAGCUGGAUGUCCUUGGGCAGCGGGUAGAAAAGAAGUCUCUGUCGUUGUUGGAGAGGGUGAAGGCACAAUGUUGGUGUUCUGGUCCAAGGUUGAAGAACUUUCUGCUGGGCUUUGUUCCUGUCCUGUCAUGGCUGCCUCGUUACUCCAUCAAAGAAAACGCCAUCAGAGACUUGGUGUCUGGAGUCAGCGUUGGGAUCAUGCAUCUGCCGCAGGGUAUGGCCAACGCCAUGUUGGCAGGAGUUCCUCCAGUGUUUGGUCUGUACACUUCUCUCUAUCCUCUGAUCAUCUACUUCAUAUUCGGCACUUCCAGACACCUCUCCAUCGGAACUUUUGCCGUCCUGGCCAUCAUGAUUGGGUCUGUGACAGCUAAUGUGGAGUUGCUAAGCAACGGCACUGAAGAGAGUCAGCCUGAUGUGGAAGCAGCCAAAGUGAAUGUGGCUGUACAGCUCACCUUCCUUUGUGGCCUCAUACAGCUCCUGCUGUACCUGCUGCGUGGUGGUGGUGUGUGUCGCUGGUUGUCUGAUCCUCUUAUUAGAGGCUACACCACAGCAGCAGGCCUGCAUGUGAUCGCCCUUCAGCUGCCACUGAUGACAGGAAUACCUGCACAGAGACACACCGGACUGCUGGCUUCAGCUUGGACUUUAAAGGAUGUUCUGUAUGGAGUGACCAGUGCUGUACCAGGAACUCUGUCAGUCUCCACGGUUUCUAUGGUGAUACUCAUCGGAGGCAAGAUGCUGAAUGAGCACUUUAAGAACAAGCUGCCUGUCGCUAUACCAUGGGAACUUAUACUGAUUGUCCUGGGUACCAUCCUGUCAGUGCAGAUGGAUCUGGCUGGACAGCACAGAGUCCAGGUGGUGGGACACAUACCCAGUGGUCUAUCAUCCCCAGUCCUUCCGUCUCUCUCGCAGGCCAGAGAGUUGUUCAUUCCAGCUCUGUCAACUGCUCUGGUUGGCUUCAGUUUCCUCUCAGCCAUGGGCUCAGUGUUCGCCCACAAACAUGGCUACCGUGUGAACUCUAGUCAGGACCUGCUGGCUCUGGGUCUGUGUAACACUGUAGGAGGAUUGUUCCAGUGCUUCGCUGUCAGCUGCUCCUUCUCUCGCAGUAUGGUCCAGGAUAGUAUCGGUGUCAAAUCACAGAUGGCAGGUUUGGUAUCAGCUUUGGUGAUUCUAACCAUUUUGUUGAAGAUCGGUCAUCUCUUUGAGCAGCUGCCAAAGGCAGUAUUGGCAGUGAUCAUCGCUGUGAACCUGCAGGGGAUAGUGGCUCAGAUCAAAGAUGUGUGUGUGCUCUGGAAGUCUGACAGAUUAGACCUGCUGGUGUGGGUCACGUCUUUGAUUUCCACUCUGGUCUUUAACCUGGACCUGGGUCUGGCUGUGGCCGCUGGCUUCUCUCUACUCACAUUCAUCUACAGAACACAACACUCCUCCACUGUUGUUUUGGGUCGUAUUCCCGGUACAGACUGUUACAGAGAUGUGGGACUCUACACUGAGGCAAAGCAAGUUCCUGGCGUGACGGUACUCUCCUGUUCCAGUCCUAUUUACUUUGCCAACUCUGAGCUGAUCUUCACAGAGAUCAGAGAGACAGUGAGUCGCGGUCAGAAGGAGAACCCAGCUGGAGUCCAUACCUCUCCCUCCUCCUCUUCCUCCUCCUCCUCUCCUCCCUCCUCCUCAGCCCAGUUACUGACACACACUCAUUGCUUGGUUCUGGAUCUCAGCUCGGUCAAUUUCAUGGACUCUGUGGCCAUGACAGCACUUUGCAAGGUUGUAGAGAGCCUGGGAGUCCAGGGUGUCAGCACGUUUCUGGCAGCUUGCCCAGAGAGAGUUUUAUCCCAGCUCCAGACUCAGGGUUGUAUACCAGACAGCCUGCCCAGUUCAUGUCUCUUCCCAUCAGUCCAUCAUGCUGUCCAGCGCUGCCUCAGCACCCUUCCCAGGCCUCUGGAGGAAAUCAACCCAGAUGCAAGUGAAUGUUGAACCUACAACUUGACUGGUGCUUUUAAACAGGACUGUAACCUCACAGUAACAAGAGGACAGAAAGAACUUCCUGAGGUAAUAGUUCAGUUUUUAAGGUGGCGGACGGAACAAUCACAGCUUCAUGUUUUGUUUUUCUUUUGAAAUACAGUCAUUAACACCUUAAACAGUAUGUAUACGCCUGCACUUUUGACACAUUUUCAAACAAUAAAUGUAACUGUUCCCCAAUUUGCACUA